Messenger RNA from Dufourea novaeangliae, 1464 nucleotides. RefSeq names its product vacuolar protein sorting-associated protein 72 homolog (gene YL-1). The record is from RefSeq and is a predicted model, not a curated record. Lineage: Eukaryota; Metazoa; Arthropoda; Insecta; Hymenoptera; Halictidae. Gene Ontology annotation, cellular component: nucleus. Gene Ontology annotation, biological process: chromatin remodeling; regulation of DNA-templated transcription. Gene Ontology annotation, molecular function: ATP-dependent H2AZ histone chaperone activity. The transcript is spliced from 6 exons. The coding region runs from base 274 to 1464 and encodes 396 amino acids.
UAUACAAACAAGUAAAAUGAAAGGGAACAAAAGGACUUGAGAACGAAACGAAAUUUUUUAAUGUUUUUAAAUAGUGAAGUAUUUUAUAAGUUAUGACAGUGGCGCUGUUUUUUUAUUAUCAAAGGUGAUACUCGAUUCGUACACGUAAAUAAGUUCGGUGUGCCUUACGCUCGCAACACAACCAAAGUUAACCUCUUUAUCUGUAACGAAACGAGAAAACCGAAUUGGCAAAAGGAUAAUUUGUGAAGUAGAAGAAAAUACGUGACUGCGAGAAUGGCGUCGAACAGGGAAAGGCGUUCAAAUGCUGGAAAUAAAAUGUCAAAAUUGUUGAACGAAGAAGAGGAAGAUGAUUUUUACAAGACCACGUACGGUGGCUUUGAUGAAGCUGAACAAGACAAUGAUUACAUGGAAGAAGAUGAAGGAGAGGAUGAAGUAGAUUCCGAUUUCAGUAUAGAUGAAAAUGACGAACCGAUUUCAGAUACAGAACAGGAGGGACCCAAGAAGAAACGUAGAUUAGUAACAAAAGCUUACAAGGAACCCAAAGCUCAGUCCCAGUUGCUACCGAAAGAGAAAAAAGUGAGACAACCGAGACAACAUAAAAGAUUUAUAGAAAGCACAGAAAGAAAAUCUAUACGUCGCUCCACUGCCGCAAAGUCAGCUGCAACACAGAGACGAUUGCGUGAAAGGAACGAAGAUCAAAAGCGGAAGACCAGAGUUGUAAGACACGAUACUUGGAAACCCACUCAGGAGGAAUUAUUAGAAGAAGCACUUCAGACUGAACAGGUCAACAUGAAAUCGUUAGAAAAGUAUCAAAAAUUAGAAAGUGAAAAGAAGAACACCAGAACAGUCAGGAAAACGCAAACAGGACCUAUGAUCAGGUACCAGUCGCUGUCGAUGCCAGUUAUGGUACUUUCCAAAGUGAAUUCCGACAAAGAAGACAAUAAAAUUACGGUUGAUGAAGAUGACGAGAAGAAUGUAAGUGAAAAUUCUGAGAACAAAAGCUCAGAAGGAAUGGGAAACAGCGUAGUUGUAAAAUCGGAACAAGGUGCGAAGGACACCAGCAAAAAAGAUUCCUCCUCUUCUUCUUUGAGAAAGAAGUACUAUUAUGAGGAAACGAAAGGGUUCUAUGAGCGAACCUUCAUUACUUUUGAGAAUGAGAAAAUGUUCUCGGACGCCUUUAAAAAACCUGUCACUCGGAUACCACCGACGAAAGCGUUAUGUGCAAUUACAAGAUUGCCAGCAAAGUAUUUGGAUCCGAUGACUCAGCUGCCAUAUAAAAACGUGCAAACAUUUCGAUUGCUACGUGAAGCAUAUUAUCAACAAUUGGAGGCUCGAACUGAUAUAAAUGACAGUUCACAGAGUCCAGAACUGUUACGAUGGCUUGAAUGGAGGCAGAAAAAUCACGUUGGUGCUCAGAGGAGUAUGAUACGCCUUGAGCCAGCCUCUACUCCAAUGCCUUCAUAG